Closterium sp. Naga37s-1 is the source of this 3867-nucleotide messenger RNA. The record is from the annotation of a GenBank genome assembly. Lineage: Eukaryota; Viridiplantae; Streptophyta; Zygnematophyceae; Desmidiales; Closteriaceae.
AUGAUGCGGCGGGGCAGGGGGCCGAACAGCCAGAAGCGGGGUGGGCGCGGAGGCGGAAGGGGUGGCGGAAGGGGCGGAGGGAGAGGCGGAAGGGGCGGGGGAGGAGGGGGAAGGGGUGGAGGGGGAGGCGGAGGCGGAGGGGAGCAGCGAUGGUGGGAUCCGGCGUGGCGCGCGGAGCGAUUAGCGGUGAUGGGGAAGGAGGUGAGGGGGAAGGGAGGAGGUGAGGGGGAAGGGAGGAGAGGCCCAGCAAAGCAAGUGGACGGCGCAGCAUGGGCAACACGUUUUCGGCAGCUGGCAGCAGGGGGUGGUGCUGUGGGGAACGGUGCAACGGGGAAUGGUGCGGUGGGGAGCGGUGCAGUGGGAGGAACAGCAGGCGCGCAGCAGGGGGGGAGUUCACCAGAGGAGAUUGUGAUAAGAGAGAACUAUGGGAGGGAGGGCACGGAGCAACUGGCGUUACUGGCAGAGCAAGCAGGGCUGUACUUUCAAACGUACGGGAAGGGCACUGGAACGGUAGCAGUGGCCAGCAGGGUGCCUCUUCCCAGCUACCGGGCUGAUCUGGAUGACAAGCACGGGCGGUCCGAGCGACAGAUCACCGUCUCAUCUGACCUCCAUCAACACGUUUCAAGCCUCCUCGCCCCUUCCUCCUCCUCCUCCGCCCCCCCUGGAUCAACCACACCAGCAGCAGCAGCAGCAGCGCCAUCAGCAGCAGCAGGGGCACAGGGAACGGGUCUCCUCUCAAUGCCUGCGGUGUCGUCCCAGGCCUCUGCAGCAGCUGAAUCAGCAACAGCACAUGCGCUUAGAGUGCAGAGUGACGCGUUGAGGGCCGAACAAAACCGGCGCAAGUCCUCUCCAGCAGUACGGGCAAUGAUGUCUCAGAGGCAACGCCUACCGGUCUUCAAGCAGCGGGAGGAGCUGCUGCGAGCUGUGCAGCAGAGCCAGGUCCUUGUGGUUUCAGGCGAGACAGGCUGUGGCAAAACCACCCAGCUCCCGCAAUUCAUUCUGGAGAGUGAGAUAGAAGCAGGCAGGGGCGCACAGACCAUGAUCAUCUGCACCCAGCCCCGGCGGAUAUCCGCCACGUCGGUGGCGGCGAGGGUGGCGGCGGAGAGAGGCGAGGAGGUGGGGGGCAGCGUGGGGUAUCAGAUCCGGAUGGAGAGCAGACGAGGGCCGAAUACGAGGCUGCUGUUCUGCACUACUGGGGUGCUGCUGAGACGACUGGUGCAACAACCAGACCUAGCUGGCGUCUCCCACGUGAUGGUGGACGAGAUACACGAGAGGGGAAUGAACGAGGACUUUCUCCUCAUCAUCUUGAGGGACCUGCUGCCGCGCCGCCCCGACUUGCGCCUCGUGCUCAUGAGCGCCACCAUCAAUGCCGAAUUGUUUUCGGAGUACUUCAACAAAGCACCGAUGGUGCACAUUCCGGGUUUCACCCACCCAGUGCAGCAGCUGUUUCUAGAGCACGUGUUGGAGCGCACGCGCAUUCCCAUCCGGGACCAGGGCCAGCAGGGAGGAGGAGGGGGGUUCUCGAGAGGAGGAGGAGGGGGAGGGCGGGGGUAUGGGCGGGGGAGACGAGAGAGGAGUGCGAGUGUGGCGAAGAAAGACCCGAUCUCAGAGGCAUGGGAGGAUGUGGACAUAUGGACGCACUACUCUGCGUUCUCUCGACCCACCCAGGAUUCUCUCGCCAACUUCUCACCAGACAAGCUAGACAUUGAUCUAGUGGCAUCCGUUGUGGAGCAUAUAUGCCGGAACGAGGCUGAGGGGGCCGUGCUGGUCUUUUUGACUGGCUGGGACGAGAUUUCGAAGCUGCUGGAGGCGCUCAAGACGAUGCCUGUCGCCGGGCAGCCGUCGAAAGUUUUGCUCCUGCCCCUGCAUGGGUCGAUGCCAACGAUUCACCAGAAGGAGAUUUUCAACCGCCCGCCUCCUGGAGUCAGGAAGGUAGUCCUGGCGACCAACAUAGCAGAGACCAGCAUCACAAUUGACGACGUCGUAUUCGUGGUGGACUGCGGAAAGGCCAAGGAAACUUCCUAUGACGCUCUAAACAAGCUGGCCUGCCUGCUCCCCUCCUGGAUUUCCAAAGCCUCGGCCCACCAGAGGAGGGGGCGGGCGGGGCGCGUGCAGCCGGGAAUUUGUUUCCACCUCUACCCGAAGACGGUUUAUGAUUCGCUGCUGGAGUUUCAGCUGCCCGAGAUUCUGAGGACGCCGCUCCAGGAGCUGUGCUUGCAGAUCAAGCACCUGGGGCUGGGACACGUGCAGGCGUUUCUGUCUAAAGCCAUGCAGCCACCAGAACCGCUGGCAGUGCAAAACGCGGUGCAGCUUCUGGAGACCAUUGGAGCAUUCACCCCCGAGGAGCAACUCACCUCCCUGGGGUGCCACCUGGCCGCCAUUCCCGUGGAGCCCCGCAUUGGAAAGAUGCUCAUAUUCGGCGCCAUAUUCAACUGCCUCGCGCCAGCCCUCACCAUCGCUGCCUCUCUGGCCUACCGGGACCCCUUCGUCCUGCCACUCGACAAGAAAGAGAUGGCGGAUGCAGCCAAGAAGGAGUUCUCAAAGGACUCGAGAAGCGAUCACAUAGCUCUGCUGAACGCGUUUGAGGGGUGGAGAGCGGCCAAGAUGCAAGGCCAGGAGCGCAAUUACUGCUGGGAUAACUUCCUCUCCGCUCCGGUGCUGCAGAUGGUGUCCGAUAUGCGAGGGCAGUUCCUGCAACUGCUGAAUGACAUUGGUUUCUACGACCCCAGACUGGGGCUCAAUGAGUACAGCCAGCUGGCAUCGGACCAAGAAAUGCUCUCUGCUGUGAUCUGUGCGGGCCUCUACCCCUCUGUUGCUCGGAUUCGCCGGCAAGGAAAGCGGUUUGUGUUCUUUACAAAGGACGAUGGGCGGGUGGAGAUGCACCCUUCCUCAGUCAACGCCUUCUGUCCUUCCUUCAAUCGCCCCUGGCUUGUGUACAACGAGAAGGUCAAGACCUCCGACAUCUUUCUCAGGGACUCCACCAUGGUAUCCGAUUUCGCUCUCCUCAUGUUCGGAGGCAACCUCGAGCCUGCCCCGGCCGGCCGCACGGGCUUUGACAUGCUGGGAGGAUACCUGCACUUCGGUGCUUCUGCUCAGACUGCAAAAAUGGUGCAGGACCUGAGGCAGCAGCUGGAUUCACUACUUAGAGAGAAGAUCGAGAACCCAUCCCUGGACGUGCAUGCACAGGGGGAGAGGGUCGUAGCAGCAGUGCGCAGCCUCCUCUCCUCACCCCACGCGGAUUCGCUCCCCCCUGGGGAGUCUGGAGGCCGAUCUCUAGUGCCAGCGCAUCGUGUUCGCUAUGGCGCGCCGCUCUCGGCGCCUAGAGAUUUCCGUUUCACGGAGCAACGCAGGUUCGCAGACUUCUCCGUGCACGCGAAAAAGAAGAAGUCCAAAGCUCCUGUAGAAGAGCCGGUAGUAGAAGAGGAGGUAGUUGAAGAGGAAAUUAUUGAGGAAGAAGAGGAACCGUCUUGGAUCGGGAAGAAUGCUGGCCUCAACCAGAGCAUUGACGAGUUUUUGCCCGACAAUAAGGACGCUCUGACUUCCAAGGAGCUCAAGUCGCUCGAGAAAAAGUUCAACUUCAGCUCGGAUGAGAUUCUUCGCAAGUACAUCCGUUACGUGAUCAAUGAAAAGCCCUUUACCCCGGAGACGGUUUCCGGCCUGAUUCACCUUCGGAAAGUGUCUGGUCUUGAUGACCUUGGGAUUGCCGAGGUGCUCAACGAGAUCUCUCGGAGAAUCGUGAAAGCCAAAGGUCCUGUUGUGAUGGAUACAACUGGUUUCACUGAGAAGGGAGUGCAGAGGAAGGCAGCAGUACAGGGGAUAUUCACAAAGCUCCUCUACUUGUCUGAGGUGCGUAGUGUUCUUGCAUGA